AUGUAGUGUUUGAAAUGACGACGAUUAACGUUGCUUUAGUGUGGAAUUGAAUGGUUUCAAUUGUAUUCCCUUGCGGCAAAAUCAUUCAUGAAUUGAUUUAUGUACCGCUUUUACACCGUCUCAGAACAAACACCAAACCGAAAGUUGAACAAAUGGAUGGAUGAGAUGCACACAAAAACCUACAGAAAUGGAAUAUUAACACAUGCAACCAACAUCAAGGAAUCAAGGAAUGGCUACUGCCACAACCAGGGCACAGGAACUCAUCACCUGUGACCUAAACUGUGUCAAGCCCGUCCAGCAAUUCUGUAACAGCUGCCAAGUCAGUCUGUGUGAAGACUGCAUCAACAAACAUGUCAAAAGCCUCAAGUUCAUGAAGCAUGACCUUGUUCCCUUCACAAAACGCACAGUCCAGCUGGUGUUCCCUCAGUGUACAUCUCAUUCCCACCAGAGAUGUGAGGGCCACUGUCAACAGUGUGAUGUCCCGGUCUGCAUCACAUGCCUCUUGGGUCCACAUCAAGGUCAUGAUGUUAAGGCUAUUACAGAUAUUAUUGCCAGAAGGAAAGAAGAUAUUGAAAAAGAAACAGAAGAAAUUGAAAGCAGUAUUAUUCCCAAGAACAAGUCCUGUGAUGCAGAUGUUGAAAAGAAAAUUUCCAAAUCCAAGGCCCACUACUCUGGAUUAGAAAAAGAAGCUAAAGAUAAAAGAAAGAAAUGGCACCUAGAAGUGGACGACAUCUUUGACAAGCUUGAAUCACUGAUCCAAUCACUCAGAGAUCAAGAAAUUACAAUUCUGAAGUCAUGCCAGUCCCAACUCAGAAGUCAAAAUUCCAGUAUGACCCAAAUUGUUCAAGAAAACAGAGAAAUCCUGAAGUCCAACAACGUAUCUGAUGUCAACCAUUACAAAUCCAAACUGACUGAAUUCAGAGCCAUUCCACAAGUACCUGAUGUAAUGUCACCCUCUCUCAAAACAAACACAGUCCAAGGGAGAGAACUCAGCCUAGAAUUAGGAGAAUACAGGGCCACACUGACACAGACAACACUAUCACUACCCAGUCUGACUGAUGAAGUCCUCUAUUUAUCUGUUAAGGAAUUAUUAAAAGAAGCCAAAAUGAUUGCAAACAUUCCAACAAAUGUCAAAGAGCUAAUUAGUGUAGCCUGUGUUGGAUCAGAUAAAGUUUGGAUUAAUAGAAUAGACAAUAUGAUAUACUGUGUUGACAUACAUGGAACUGUACAAGACACUGUCACCAGUACAUGUAAUCCGUACCCUAAUGACAUUACAGUGAACAGACAGGGAGAACUGAUUUACAGUGAUGGUGUGAAUAGAACUGUGAACAUUGUCAGACAAGGGAAGACAGAGACAUUGAUCACCACACCACGGGGCUGGAAACCAGAGGGACUGUGCUGUACCAGAUCAGGGGACAUCUUGGUCAGUAUGUUUACUACUGAUGAUAGUCAUUACAAAAUUGUCCGUUACCAGGGACAGAGAGUGAUACAAGAAAUAGAUAAAGAUGAACACAGCAAUCCAAUAUAUCAAAGAGGAAACUUUUCAGUAUAUGUGACAGAGAACAAGAAUGGUGACAUCGUGGCUUCUGAUCUUAAUGCCGACACCGUGGUAGUGGUGGACAGGAGAGGAAAAGUCCGAUUCCGAUACAACGACAAACCACCCGUGGUACAGGAAACAUUCAGUCCUGGACAUAUAGUGACCGACUCCAUGGGUCAUAUCAUUGUGACAGAUCUUAACAAUGCUUGUCUCCAUAUUCUAGAUCAGAAUGGACAAUUCAUUAAAUGUGUGGACAAUUGUAAAUUAGAUGAUGGGCCUAUUGGAUUGAGUGUGGACAAUGAGGGGAGGUUGUGGGUAGGGUUGUACAAAUCAGGAAAAGUCAAAGUGAUCCAGUACAUAAAAUAAAAACCCAGACAUUCACACUAAGUAUCAAGGGUUGAAGGAUACUUUUCGUAUCAUAAUUAUUCAUGAAGUCCAUGAAAGGUGAAGAUAACGAACAGUGAUCAAUGUCAUAACUCCUAUAAGGAAUGCAAAAUAGAGAGUUGGGUAAAUAUGAACCCCUGGACAUUCCAGAGGAAGGAUCAGGCGCCUAGAAGCAAUAAGCAUUCCUUGUAGACCGUUCACACCUGCUGUGAGUGUGAGCCCUUUAUCAUAAUCAGGUAAACGGAGUAAUCCUUGGUUAAAAUCAUUGUGUUAAGAAUUUACAAAAUGCUGACUUUAAAGGGAAAGGCAACUCAACAAAUGUUUACAUGAUAAAUUAUAUGAUUACUUGUAUGAUAAAAUUUUUUAUCAUGCUAUUCUGUUGAUAUAGGAUCUACCGGUAGAUAAGCUCCAGUACUAAUUUCAAAACGUUAAAAAUAGAAAUUCUCGCCAUCUAUAGUGGCUGCCAUGAUGCGGAACUCUUUUGUAUUCAAGACCACAACACUGUCUAUUCUGGUUUUGAUGAGAUCAUCAAAGAUGUGCAUGUGGUAGAUUUUACGAAUACAUUUUAAAUAGGUGGAUACCUUCCUGUCAUACAGUUAAUUACACUAAUGCAAAGGGGAGAUGUGAAAACAAUUUUUUCUCCGAAAUUUCUGACCCAACAAAGUUAUUUGAAAAAAGAAGAUACUAUGUAAACUGUGGAUCAUGAUCAUUUGCGUAAUGACAAGUUGAGGUUUGAGACAUUUACAUGUAAUCAGAAGAAACGAAUACCAUCUGCCUGGCCAUCGACUCAACUGAACGUCUUCUUUUCUUAAAUUCUUCUUGCGAAAGUGCGGGCUCAAAUCUAUACGGCUCCAAACUUAACUGUUCGUGACUUGUCAUGUUUACAGUGCUGCUGAUGAAAUAAAUCGGAACCAACGGUGUGACGUAAUAAAUUAAACUUCAAUGGCCUCUCUAAUAGCGGCGGGUAAUUUGAAAUAUAAGAUAGAUUAAUAUUGAUUUAAUUGUUAAACAAGGAUUUUUGUUGUUAAAGACUGUCAUUUACGAUAUCAGUAAGUAAUACUUUACUCAUAAAGGCAACAAUGUGGUUAGGGUUGCCUUUCCCUUUAAACUAGACUUUCGAAACCCUUAUAACAUCGACUUCUUUGUCAGCAACCUGCCUUGAGUUAAAAAAUGAUCAAACUCAGAACUAGCUCUUGAAUAUCGAAUCAGUUGAGAGAUGUAAACACCACAUGCAGGUGAUAAUGGAAUAUAGCUACAUAAAUAUGGGAAGUUGAUGAUGGAGAAGCUGAAGUCAUCCUGUUUGUCAUAAAGUUGAGUUGUUAAUUUAUGUUAACAUUUAUGUUCAAUAAAAUAUCAAAGUAUGAAAAAGAUGCGGAAGACUCGGUACCUGAAGUUCACUUGGAUAUACCGAAUUGACUUAUGAAUGAAAAUUACUAUUGUUAAUAGAUAAAACGUAGUCAAUAUAUCUAAAUGUUGAGUUGAAGGCCACACAACAAGAGAUUUUUCUUCUCAUGUAGAAGCUUUUGAAUAAAUUCUGCCUCAUAGGAAUAUAAUAUUAUGUCAGCUAAUAAAGGAGCACAAUUCCCAGAUGACUGAUUGGUCAUGUUUGAUUUCAAUUAA
Molecule: messenger RNA, 3541 nt
Organism: Ostrea edulis (European flat oyster)
Lineage: Eukaryota; Metazoa; Mollusca; Bivalvia; Ostreida; Ostreidae
Exons: 3
Coding region: 203-1903 (566 amino acids)
Molecular function (GO): zinc ion binding
Source: RefSeq, a predicted model, not a curated record